This is a messenger RNA of Aspergillus tanneri, 1965 nucleotides long. Its product is annotated as putative RNA binding protein Ligatin/Tma64. Lineage: Eukaryota; Fungi; Ascomycota; Eurotiomycetes; Eurotiales; Aspergillaceae. Bases 1 to 1965 code for a protein of 654 amino acids. Gene Ontology annotation, biological process: formation of translation preinitiation complex; translational initiation. The record is from RefSeq and is a predicted model, not a curated record. Gene Ontology annotation, molecular function: translation initiation factor activity. The transcript is spliced from 3 exons.
AUGUUCAAAAAGAAGCCUACGAUUAAAAAUCUUUCUCCCUUGCGGUCUUCGGACCGUCGGAAAAUUGCCGACCAGAUUAUCAAUGACUACAAAAUCGAGAUUCCGCCAACUACCCAAGCGGAAGAUUCAACCACCCCCAGCGCAUCGAACCAUACAUUGCCGAACCUCACCUCCAUCCGAAAUGCUCUGCUCCCCGAGAAUUCGCUCUCAGCGCGCUUCACAACGACUGCUGGCCCUCGGCUCCAAGAAGUCCAAGGGACAGUGUACGUUGGGACACAUCCCGGGGCUGAGGAACGCAUCCUGUGGUUUAAGCUAGAUCACGGUCCUGGUGCUGAUGGGCGCCUUUACCCUACCGUCUACACUUUGUGGAAUAAUCCAAAUGUGGUCCCGCUGCUGUAUACUCCGGAGCUAGUGAUGGGUAAGCUUCGAGGAGGAGCGGAUUUGAUGACACCUGGUCUUGCGAACGAGCCGCCCUUCCCGCAGCGCGCAGUUAAGGGAGCAGUGGUGGCUGUCGCUGGUUUGGAUCGACAUACCGUGCCAUUAUUUCUUGGAAUCUGCGAGAUUGAUAUUUCUGCUCUUGGCGAAGUCCAGGGCACAAAAGGACAUGCCGUUCGGGGCUUGCACUGGGAGGGCGAUGAGCUCUGGGCAUGGAGUUCGUCGUCCCGGCCGGGACAGCCAGCCCCAGAGUACCUUGAGGGCUGGGAUGAGGACGCUUCAGAUAGGGGCGAACAGGUGGGGGACAUCGCAGAAGGCGUUGAUGAACUAGCAUUAGCUGAAAAGGAGACUUCUCAAACAGAAGGGCAAGAAGAGCCCGUAGGUGAGGUCCGGGAGAAUCAGCCUGAAGAAGUAGAGGAAGAAACUCUAGCUGAAAAGGAACCUUCGAUGAAAGAAAUCGACGAGGCGUUUGAAAAAGCAUUUCUCUAUUCCUUAUACAAGCUUAAGCAAGAUAAUCCCUCUUCCCCAAACCAUGGACUAUCCCUACCCGUGCAACCUUCUGCUCUAGUCUCGAAUAUGAUCACGCCAUACCUGCCUAUAUAUACUACGCAACAGGCGCAAUUCUACCAGAUCAAAAAGACGAGCUGGAAGAACGUCAAAAAGUUCAUCAAGUACUUGGACAAACAGCGCCUAGUCAAAUCGAAAGAUCGCAAUGGUCAGGAAACGGUUAUCUUAGAUGUGGAUUUUGACGAUCGCCGAGUUGAACAGUUCGUUCCUUAUAAGCUACCCAACAAGAAUGCUGUUGAAGGCACUGGAAAGUCUGGAAGCAAGAAGCCUGCAGCUAGUGAAGGUGACCCUUCUGUUGGCCAAGUUCUUACUGUCCAGACGCUCUACCGGCCAACACCAAAGCUCGUACCAACUAUCUUCCCACCUUUGUCCAGCAGCGACCCAAAUAACUUCUAUAAGCAUACUGACGUCUCCAACCACCUGGACCAAUAUCUUCAGUCUCAAGAUCCUCCGAUUAUCAGCAAGGAGAACCGCCGGAUCAUUAAUCUCAAUCCAUUCCUCGCCAACGCCAUCUUCACAUCGUCUGCUGCCGACGACAAAAGCACCGUUGCUCGAGGAAAAACAACACGCGAUGGUCUCUUGAAACGGGUUCUAGAAGACCACUCCCUCAUGACUGGACAUUACGUUAUCCUCCGCACCGGUCAGACGCUGUUGGACGUGAAGCCCAGGCCUGGGGCAGCCCCCAAGGUCAAUGUAACUAUUGAGCGUCGAACGGGUUCGAAGACUAUCACCAAGGUGUCCAAUCUGGAGGUCUUUGGCAUUAUCCCCAGCUUGCUGGCGGAGGAACUGCAGAAGAAGUGUGCCAGCAGCACCAGUGUAGCUCAAGCUACCGGUGCAGCUAAGGGGAUCAUGGAAGUUCUUGUUCAGGGUGACCAGCGGCGCGCAUUGGAGACGGCGCUGGCGCGACGGGGUGUGAAGACACAAUGGAUUGAAGUGGCGGACAAGACUAAGAAGAAAAAAUAA